Sodiomyces alkalinus F11 is the source of this 2243-nucleotide messenger RNA. RefSeq names its product nuclear distribution protein nude. Bases 143 to 1990 code for a protein of 615 amino acids. Gene Ontology annotation, cellular component: centrosome; kinetochore; kinesin complex. Lineage: Eukaryota; Fungi; Ascomycota; Sordariomycetes; Glomerellales; Plectosphaerellaceae. Gene Ontology annotation, molecular function: microtubule binding. The transcript has 2 exons. Gene Ontology annotation, biological process: mitotic centrosome separation; centrosome localization; establishment of mitotic spindle orientation. The record is from RefSeq and is a predicted model, not a curated record.
UCGGCGUCCGUCUCUUCCUGUGUCACCGCUCAGCUUCACAUGCUACCGCGACCGUAACUGGACGAGAGUGCCUCUUGCCUCGGCACCGCAUACCUAGUGACGCAAUUCGAAGGCAAUCAAGAACAACAUCAGAUAAUUCACCAUGACGGAACCCCCAUCAUCACCUCCUGGCGAUAUGGCCAAUGCCGAGGAUGCUCUGUCCUGGUACAAGUCGCAAUACGAGGUGCUUGAGCAGGAGCUAGCCGAGUUCCGGGAAUCCAGCAAGGAAUUGGAACAGGAACUCGAGAAGGACAUCGAACAGGUAGAGAAGAGAGAGCGAGCCUACCAGCAAAAGGCUGAGAGUCUUUCCUUCGAGGUAGAAGAGUGGAAGACGAAAUACAAGCAGUCCAAGGCGGAGGCCAACGCUGCGCAAAACGCCCUGGAGAAAGAGAUCACCAACUUGCGCGAAGCCAAUCGCGCGCUGACCCUCAAGCUGCGUGAUAUCGAGGUUGCCAACGAUGAUAUUGAACGACAGGCCCGCCACACCACCUCAUCCCUCGAGGACCUCGAAUCGAAAUACAAUGUCGCCAUCGAGCGAGGCGUCAUGAUGGAGGAGGAGAUCAAGAUCGCCGACAAGGAACGCGAAGCACUGCGCAUUGAGAGCCAGCGGUUGCGCGAGGAGCUCUCCGACCUCAAGAUCGAGGCGGACCUGCUUCAAGACAAACUCAAGAAACAGGAGGCCCGGCAUCUUUCCGCCGUCUCCACCGAUCUCUCUGCCCUCGGCUCUCCGACUUUCGACGAGAAGACCGUUGCCAGCUCCCCCACCUCGGUCGCCAGCUCUCCCCUCAUCACCACCCCUCCCGACGCCGCUCCUUUGUGCUCCAAGUCGCCUCACGAUCUCCGCAGCCCACCUUCUCCGCCCAUGUCCGACGCCUCUGCUCAUGCCGCCACCCAUGCGCCUGCGCCUAUGCCCACCCCGAUGCCGGCGACCAGGAAGUCGAUUUCCUCCAAGACUCCGGCCCCGCUCACCCGCAAGUCGCGCCUCCCAUCGGCCGACCACAGCAUCACCCCCAAGCCAAGGUCCCUGACUGCGUCCAGCUCAGGCAAGCCUCCCGGUCGCACCGUGGCCGCCACCCGCACUCCGGCCCCGCGCACCGCCGCCCGUACCAAUACCAACACGCACCGCAUUCCUGCCUCCAACUCCCUCACCCAUAUCCGCAGCCUCACCGCCCAGAUGCAACGUCUCGAGGCUCGUGUCCAAUCAGCUCGCUCCAAGCUGCCUGCCCCGAUCCACACGCCACCGCGAUAUUCCCCGCGGUCCUCCGUCAAUGGAGCCCACCAAGUGCCUUCGACGGUUACGAUCCGUUCUCGCAAGCGUACUGUCGGCUCUACCGCACCAUCGUCCGUAGCCGGCGACGAGACCACGCCUACCAACCACCGCAGCUCCAUCCAGGGCACCGCAACCACGAACCCCUCCCGCCACGUGUCCCGGCCAAGUAUAUCGGGCGUCAGUCGCCUCUCCUUCGGACCUCUUCCCAACCGAAACCCCUGCAAUGCCGACUCGGACCCCCCGUCGAUCUCCCGGCCCAGCUCGCGAGCUAGCAUCUCGUCGUACGCCCGGCCAGCGAGUCGCACGGAAAUGGUGCCGCCUCCUCGCCCGGCGAGCCGCACCAGUCUUUCUGGCCGCCGCACACCUCUGGGUCGUCCGCGAAGCUCCAUCGGCAUGCACGGUUACUCGAACAGCAUCACCCAUGCGGAUAUAGACGAGGCCUACGAGGAUGCGCUGGCGAACGGCCUGCGGACGCCGAGCCGCAGGGGCACCUAUUCGCGUUACGAGGCGGAGGCGAGCGUUAGCGGCAUUCCCCAACCCACAAGCGCGAUCCCGGUACCCGGGAGGAGGCAGAGCGGCGGGUCCGUGGUGACGAGGCGGACGAGCAACGGCGUCGACCUGCGAGCGUCGUCCAGGAGAUCAAACGUCGGCUCGGAUCUACUCGAGGAGGAGACGUAUUAAGUCGCAAGAGAGAAAAAUAUGCGGCGCUUUUGAUGAUACCCGAGAAGAACACACACACACACACACACACAGAGAGAGAGAGAGAGAGGGGAGGCUUGGCCGGGAGAUUACGAUAACGAAUCUUUUGCGAGGCUUUUCCACCCGGAGGAGAACACGGACAUUCUGCACUUACUGCACCCACCCCAUUACUUCACCUGCGGCGUGUUUUUGGAGGGUGGCACGCUCAGAUGUAUCUAUUGCUUAACACACCCUC